This is a messenger RNA of Hevea brasiliensis (rubber tree), 1485 nucleotides long. RefSeq names its product probable membrane-associated 30 kDa protein, chloroplastic. The transcript is spliced from 11 exons. Bases 114 to 1130 code for a protein of 338 amino acids. Gene Ontology annotation, cellular component: chloroplast. The record is from RefSeq and is a predicted model, not a curated record. Gene Ontology annotation, biological process: thylakoid membrane organization. Lineage: Eukaryota; Viridiplantae; Streptophyta; Magnoliopsida; Malpighiales; Euphorbiaceae.
AAAGAAUGGACAGAUUGAAUCAAGUGAUCCCAGUGGUCUCUUCUUCUUUUCUAUCCAGAAAAUAGAUUUUCUGAAGCAAUCAAUCCAAACCGAUUUCUCUUUCUUACAAAAUUAUGGCUGCAAAAUCCCAGUUAAUUACAGGAUUGACCUUGCCAUUGCCACCACCGCAUCCCACCACUUCGUCUUUGCCCUCCUCUAACCACAGCAGCAGCAGCAACAACACUCUCUCUAUGGUCAACCGGCCACAUCUCACGACGUCGUUUUUCAAUGGCGGAGUUCAAGCUUUAAAAGUUAGUGUAAGGACUAAUCCUUCCACUAGGUCCCAUUGCUAUAGACAAGGUGGAGGUGCUCUUGGCACCCAUAUGAACCUUUUUGAUCGGUUUGCUAGAGUUAUCAAGUCAUAUGCAAAUGCUAUCUUGAGUGGUUUUGAAGACCCAGAGAAGAUUCUAGAUCAGACAGUGCUUGAAAUGAAUGAUGACUUGACAAAGAUGCGUCAGGCCACAGCACAAGUAUUGGCGUCUCAGAAACGCUUGGAGAAUAAAUACAAAGCUGCAGGGCAAGCUUCUGAGGAUUGGUAUCGUAAAGCGCAGCUUGCUCUUCAAAAGGGAGAGGAAGAUCUUGCACGUGAAGCACUUAAAAGACGUAAAUCUUAUGCUGAUAAUGCUAAUUCCUUGAAAGCUCAACUGGAUCAGCAAAAAAGUGUUGUUGAGAACCUUGUCUCUAAUACUCGGCUUUUGGAGAGCAAGAUACAGGAGGCAAAGUCCAAGAAAGAUACACUGAAAGCACGUGCUCAGUCUGCAAAAACUCAAACCAAAGUGAAUGAGAUGCUGGGGAAUGUCAAUACAAGUAAUGCUCUUUCAGCUUUUGAAAAAAUGGAAGAGAAAGUAAUGGCAAUGGAAUCAGAAGCAGAAGCCCUUGGCCAGUUAGCCACAAGUGAGCUGGAUGGGAAGUUUGCAUUACUUGAGAGCUCAUCAGUUGAUGAUGAUCUUGAGAACCUGAAGAAAGAAAUUUCCGGUAGCAAAAAGAGAGGAGAACUACCGCCUGGAAGAACAGUUGUCAGUAGCGGGAUUCGAGAUCCUGAGAUUGAGAUGGAGCUCAAUGAAUUGAGACAAAAGAGAAGGGAAUUCUAAAAUUAUUUCCUACGGAUGUGCAAGAACUGGAAUCCGUAUCUCCAAGUACAAAGUUGGAAUAGGUCCUCUUCUGCCAAAAUAUUAGCAUUUAGAGUUGAAGGCCAAACAGAAACAAUUGUAUAGUUGCAACAAACUUGAAUAAACUAGUAAUUUUUUCUCCUCUUUUGGUAUGGGUGAUGCUACACCAAAUCGUCGGCUUGUAAUUGUAAUCUAUAUGCAUUUGUGUUGCAGCAAACCGUGUGAUUUGGAUUGUAGCUGCAACAAACAGCUUUUCUUUAACCUGUAGUUAACAUGACUUUGCCACAAGUAUUUUGGUCUUCAAAAUUUGCAGCAAAACAAGAAUUCCUUAUGUUAA